This is a messenger RNA of Laccaria bicolor S238N-H82, 657 nucleotides long. RefSeq lists its product as uncharacterized. Bases 1 to 657 code for a protein of 218 amino acids. The transcript is spliced from 6 exons. Lineage: Eukaryota; Fungi; Basidiomycota; Agaricomycetes; Agaricales; Hydnangiaceae. The record is from RefSeq and is a predicted model, not a curated record.
AUGUCCAGUGUAACACCCCUCUCUGCUCCCAAUGGCUUCCUGAUCAAGAACGAUAACGAUUUCCUUAUCGAAGUCACGCAUCCUGAUGGUUCGACGCCGACAGAGAUCCCGCCUGGCGAAACACAUGAAUUCUCAAAACAAGGAAAAUAUGUGAUUCAACACUCAGGCACUCCGCCGACGGUGGAUGACAACUUGAAUUCCGAGUCCGGCCAUAUACUAUGUAUCUCCGCGAAAACGAAUCUAGCUAGGGAUUGGUUAGAAUGCGGUUGCGAUCUGCCGAGAGUCAGCGACACAAUGCUAAUCAACUUGGCGAUGUAUGCAUGGUAUUCCAUUUUGCUCGAUACAGCUAUUCUGGAAUCGGUAUCGGCACAUAGCGAAAUAUGGUACGACCCCGUUUCCGCAACCGUCGUCGGAACUCAUGGCCCGCGACAAGCAAAGGAACCAUUGGCUAUUGGCAGCCGUCACCUCCGAACGUCCUUCACCAAUGACAACGACAACCUUCUGUGGUUCUCCACGUUCAUCAAAGUCGUCGACUGGCCCAUCGCCAUGCCAACUACCUAUGCGCCCGACAUCGAUUCCAUCGCCUUCAGAGUGUCGCACCCAGGAAACAUCUGUAAACACCACACACGUCAGGACGUGCACAAGGCUGAGCAGUAG